Sphaeramia orbicularis (orbiculate cardinalfish) is the source of this 4972-nucleotide messenger RNA. Its product is annotated as junction plakoglobin-like. Gene Ontology annotation, molecular function: cadherin binding. Bases 254 to 2512 code for a protein of 752 amino acids. Lineage: Eukaryota; Metazoa; Chordata; Actinopteri; Kurtiformes; Apogonidae. The record is from RefSeq and is a predicted model, not a curated record. Gene Ontology annotation, biological process: cell adhesion. The transcript has 19 exons.
ACUGCGCUCAUCUGGCUGCGUUCUGCUGCUGCUGCACAACCACCGGGUCUAGAACGGAGGACACACCGAACACUGAGGCCAGCGAGGCACGGGAGCGGAUCUGCACCUGAACGACACGGACAGUGGAUUUACGGAGAGCCUAAAGAAGGAAAAGUUGAAGGCGUCAGUGCUGCGACAGGAGCCGCUCCACACCGCUGUCCACUUAACGCAAAGUUCAGAGGCCUGCAGAAGGUAGUGGUACCAGUGGAGAGAGAUGAUGUCCAUGCAAAUGAGUGAGGCGGACAGUGUAGUGAAAGUUGCAGAGUGGCAGCAGACCUACUAUGCCUCCGACUCUGGCAUCCAAUCAGGAGCCACUACAGUUCAGGAUGACGAGAGCAGCACCGAGUACAGUGGAAGUAAGAAGUACACUGACUGUACUGCAACCGGUACUAUGACUGGUCCGACUACUGCCACCGCUGGGGGAGGAGGAGACACGGCAGCUGGGGGAAUAGACAGCCCCACAGAUUUAGAUGCUCAAUACUCUCUAACACGGGCUCAGCGUGUUCGGGCUGCCAUGUUCCCAGAGACCCUGGUUGAGGGCGAGGCGGCCAUGCCCGUGCAGUCAGAUCCAUCACAGCAGAGCAAUGUUCAGCGACUGGCUGAACCCUCCCAACUGCUGAAGACGGCCAUUGUCCAUCUGAUAAACUACCAGGAUGAUGCUGAACUUGCCACUAGGGCGGUGCCAGAGCUCACCAAACUGCUGGCAGAUGAUGAUCCUGUUGUGGUGAACAAGGCAGCCAUGAUCGUCAACCAGCUGACCCGAAAGGAAGCCAGUCGCCGUGUGCUGGUGCAGAAUCCGGCUAUGGUGGGGGCGGUAGUGCGUGCCAUGACUACAGCGGUUGACAUGGAGACGGCCCGUUGUGCUUCUAGUGUGCUCCACAGUCUGUCACACCAGAGGGAAGGCUUACUGGCCAUAUUCAAGUCUGGAGGGAUUCCAGCGCUGGUCCGCAUGCUCAGUUCACCGGUGGAGUCAGUCUUAUUUUAUGCCAUCACUACCAUCCACAACCUCCUUCUUCACCAAGAGGGGGCCAAGAUGGCGGUGCGUCUUGCUGAUGGCCUGCAGAGGAUGGUUCCACUGCUAAAAAAGAGCAACCCAAAGUUCCUGGCCAUCACCACUGACUGUCUGCAGCUUCUAUCUUAUGGCAACCAGGAGAGCAAGCUCAUCAUCCUGGCCAAUGGAGGCCCAGAAGGUCUGGUGUUCAUCAUGAGGAACUACAACUAUGAGAAGCUACUGUGGACCACCAGCCGUGUCCUCAAAGUCCUCUCAGUCUGUCCUAGCAACAAGCCAGCCAUAGUGGAAGCUGGUGGUAUGCAGGCUUUGGGCCAGCACCUUACAGGCUCCAGUCAGCGUCUGAUCCAGAACUGUCUGUGGACACUCCGGAACCUGUCAGACGCUGCAACCAAACAGGAGGGGUUAGAUGGUCUUCUGCAGAUUCUAGUCACACAGCUGGGCUCAGAUGAUGUGAACAUGCUGACCUGUGCCACAGGGAUCCUGUCCAAUCUCACAUGUAAUAAUUCACGCAACAAGACUCUGGUGACUCAAUAUGGCGGUGUAGAGGCAUUGAUCCAUGCUGUGCUGCGUGCGGGGGAGAAGGAAGACGUGGCAGAGCCAGCGGUCUGCGCCCUGCGUCACCUGACCUCCAGGCACCAGGACGCUGAGCUGGCCCAGAAUGCUGUACGGCUGCACUAUGGCAUUCCAGCUGUUGUCAAGCUGCUGGGGCAGCCGCACUACUGGCCUGUGGUAAAGGCCACAGUGGGUCUUAUCCGGAACCUGGCUCUGUGCCCGGCCAAUCAGGCUCCGCUGAGGGAGGCAGGUGCUAUACCACGAUUGGUCAACCUGCUGCUGAAGGCUCAUCAAGACACACAGAGACACGCCUCCUCCGCUCAGCAGACAUACCAGGAUGGAGUUCGUAUGGAGGAGAUAGUAGAAGGCUGCACAGGAGCUCUUCACAUACUGGCCAGAGACCCUAUCAACAGAGGAGAAAUUGCCAGUAUGCAGACCAUACCCCUGUUUGUACAGCUCUUGUACUCGUAUGUGGAGAAUGUAAAGCGAGUAUCAGCUGGCGUCCUGUGCGAGCUGGCCCUCGACAAGCAGUCUGCAGAGCUCAUCGAUGCAGAGGGAGCCUCAGCGCCGCUCAUGGAGCUGCUGCACUCCAACAAUGAGGGAAUCGCCACCUAUGCUGCAGCGGUUCUGUUUCGAAUUUCAGAGGACAAGAGUUCAGACUACAGGAAGAGAGUGUCGGUGGAGCUCACUCACUCGCUUUUCAAACACGAUCCUGCUGCCUGGGAAAUGGCCCAUGCUGCAGUUCCUCUUGAACCUACAUACUUGGCUGACGAUUUAGAUGGUGCGUACCCUCCCUUUGGCUAUGCUGAACUGCCCCUGGAUACCCUGCCUCUAGACCCUGACCUCCACGAGCCCUACAUCCCUGACAUGACCUACGACCCCAGACAGGCCUACCCUGAACCACUCUAACAGGAGCGUCCGGAAAUGCUGAAAAGAGAAAAAAAAUAAACAAAUGACUGGAAGACCAGUGGAAUGGACGGAGAAAGAAGGAUGUGUAAUCAUGAAAAGGAUCAGCCGUUCUAAAUGAAUGGAAAAAAUUCCAUUUUGGCAAUCAAGAACUAUUCAAGUGAUUGCUUAUUAAAAAGACAUUUAUUGUUGCUGUAAAUGAAAAAAAAAGUCACUUUGUUAUAAUGUUUUACUGUGGGUUGGAAGUUGGUAGGGGUUGGGUUUGGGGAAGGGGGUGGUUGGGUUCGAGGCGUUGUUACACGGGUAACUUUUUGAAGCAAUCAUAUUAGGCAAGAAUGCCUUAAAAUUUGAGCUUGGGACAUGAAGGAUGCACAACACAGCCUCUAUUUCCAACCAUCGUUUAGCCUGUCACUAAAUUACAAUUUGCUCAAAUUCUCUGAUGUCAGACAGAUGUGUGACAUCCAUGGUAGACUGUUUAUGAUGAUUUUUAUUCUGAUUAAGAAUGUGUUUGUUUUUUUUUCCAACCUCUGUAUUUGUCAUAGAAAAUGUCCCCAAUCAUUAGUAAGAUAUUCCAGUAAAUAGACUGAUGCAGAAAUGAGUCUGAAAACAUCAAUGUGAGUUAAUAUCUACAACUCCCAACACUUUCAUUUCAAAGUAAAUGGACUCUUUGAGUUUGUGUUAGUAAAAUAUCCAAAAUAAGGUCUGUGGUCACGUUCUGUUCUAUAGUAUAUACUAUAGAACAGAAUGAGGGAUAUUUACUUCUAUAGUACAUACCAUAGUAGUAAAUAUCCCUCCUUUUUUAAAUUUUGCUAACCAGUGGUUGAAUGGGAUGGUAGUCACCAGUGUCAUUGUACUGAUGUAUGGAUUGUAUCCAAUGAGUGGACAAAGCCUCUUUGACUGUCAGACAGAGGCCAAGUUUGGCCUUUGGUCAUUCCAUAUUUGUGUUUUUUGUUUUUUUUUCUGAAGCCAGAUUGACAACAUUAAGACAAGAGCAAAAAGUUUAACAGGCCACACCAACCAAUAUUGAUUACCACGUAGUAAUUUCAGGUACUUGAUUACAGUUAACAUACAUUUGUGUUUUAUGUCAUUUUAAUGCAAAGACAUGUUAAUUAAUGGUGUUUGACAGACAUUAGCUAAUGGAGGUAGAUUGUGUAAACAGGCCUGUACCCUGAUGACAGACUCCAAUGACUGCAUUUUACAACAAUAACUCACUACAGUAGAGCUGCCUGUGCAGAAAGAAGUGUUUAAUCCAACAGGCAGAAACUCCUAUUAGAUCACAUGACCAUCUUUCAUGGUCCAAUCACGAUCCAUGAUGUGAAUCUCUAUUUUCUUGGGAAUGGGCCAAUGUUAAUUUCAGGUCAGCCUACAAAAACGGACUCUCCUGCAGCACUCUACGAAGGUUUAAUUUAACUCCCAUAUUACCCAGGUUCAAAACUAAUAUCCAAGAGGCUCCUGAUGAAAAUAGUUCACUAAUCUGCUCACAAAAGCCCAAAAAGCAUCACUGUGCUGAAGUAAGAAGUCUUCAAUCUUUCCGUUGUUGGCAUUAACAGCCAAACUCCAUUGCUACCAAAUGCUACCCGUGUAUCUCAGCCUUUCGCUGAUGUCUUCUAGAUGUCUCCUCUGUGUAUUUGACCAGUGCACACGUCCCAGGGUGUCCAUGUGUGGUCGUUGCAUGGUAGUAUAUCGUGUACUUCAUUGAAAUAUUCUUCACCUUUACAUACUGAUAAGACAGUACGUGCAGAUUUUUCAAGCCAUUUUGGAUUAUGGAUUAUUCCAAAACUUGUGCAGAACUGGACUAAACAUCCUCAUCAGCCUCACGUUAACCAGAAGGAUAUUCGGCUUCAGUGUCCACAGGAAAUGAAUGACCAACUCUUUCACAACAAAUCCCAUCAUGCUCCAGUCAAGAUCUACAUGUGUCAAAUGGAAAUGGACCAGAGCUCUGUAAUCACCGUGGACACAUGUACAUGGAUGACAUGGAAUACUGCAGUAACAUACACAGCAGUACUUACAUUGUGCUUAGACAUAAAUACGACUUCCUUUUGUACUUGGAGUAUUUCAAAUGUGAGUGUUGAUGGUACCUGUACGUCUCUGUUAACAGAGGGGAGAUCAGCUGCAGCUCCUUCCAGCAUGUAUUUAAGAUUCAGUGUGUAAGUGGUGGGCGGCACCUUUUCCACCCCAAACAUCCCAUCAUCAUACAGUUCACACAGUCUGCAGGUGUAUUAAGUACAGCUGCAGUCGCUAUGUGGACUUCAUGGACAAUUAGGGCAAAAUCUGCUCUAUACAUUGUGAGCCAUUGUGCUUGUAUUCCGAGGCUGCUGCUUUUGGCUGUAGUGUUUAGUCCAGAACAGCGACUACAGCCUGCACUGUUGAGAAAGCACAAACUAUAAUGACUUAUCAAUUGCAGAGGCAAUCUACCACAGCUAUGCUGUUCCCGAGUUUCAUUAAAUUCUAUUAUUUUCACUG